AAGGACACUUUAAUCAAUGCAACACAGUGUGUAAGUGACAGGGAGGAGGAAGCCUUCCCCAGAAGCAGGCUCAGCCACUGAAACUGUCCCCCAAAUAAAGCUGGGGACAUCUGAUGUGACAUGCAAGCCACAAGUAAGAGCAGCCUCCUGUCUACUGCUGGGGAAGUGUCACCAUGAAGGAGAAGAGCCAUCCAGCUCCCUGACCAGCCACAGGUCACCUCUGGGUCCUUUCUUCUGUCAUUUUGGUUUCUAUUGAGGGAACAGAGGGCAAAGAGGAAAGUCAUGCCCAGGCAACCCUGAUGGCACUGUGAGCAAAGAUGGCAUACAUACAGUUGGAGCCAAUAAAUGAGGGUUUCCUUUCCAAAAUUUCUGAUCUGCUGCUAUGUCGGUGGACGUGCAGAAACUGCUGUCAGAAGUGUUACGAAUGCAGCUGCUGCCAGUCAAGUGAAGAUGAAGUGGAGAUCCUGGGGCCCUUUCCUGCUCAAACACCACCAUGGCUGAUAAAUAAUCGCAGUGAAGACAAGGAAGGAGAUUCAGACAAUGCAACAAGUGAGCCUCCUCCGACUCCACAGGAAACAUCACCUGACAGAAGACGAUCUUCAGAUACAUCCAGAUCUACAUAUAGUCUUACUAGGCGCAUUUCAAGUUUAGAAUCCAGAAGACCAAGUUCUCCAUUAAUUGACAUUAAACCAAUUGAGUUUGGUGCAUUAGGGGCAAAAAAAGAAAUUGUGCAACCAACCGUACUGAGGAAAACAUAUACCCCUGAGGACUAUUUUAGGAAAUUUGAACUCCACCUGUAUCCUGUCGAUUCCAGUAAUGAUGAUGUAGACUCAUUAACAGAUGAUGAAAUUCUAACCAAGUAUCAAUUAGGCAUGCUGCAUUUUAGCACUCAGUAUGAUCUGCUUCACAACUAUCUGAUUGUCAGAGUGAUAGAGGCUAGGGACCUACCGCCACCCAUAUCUUACGAUGGUUCCAGGCAAGACAUGGCUCAUUCAAACCCGUAUGUGAAGAUAUGUCUACUGCCGGAUCAGAAGAACUCUAAGCAAACUGGAGUCAAACGUAAGACUCAGAAUCCAGUAUUUGAGGAGAGAUACACUUUUGACAUCCCAUUUUUAGAAGCCCAAAGAAGAACAUUGCUGUUGACAGUGGUGGAUUUUGACAAGUUUUCACGACAUUGUGUUAUUGGGAAAGUCUCCAUGCCGUUGAAUGAGGUUGACCUUGUGAAAGGAGGACAUUGGUGGAAAGCUUUAAUACCAAGCUCCCAGAAUGAAGUGGAGCUGGGAGAGCUGCUUCUGUCUCUUAAUUACCUGCCAAGUGCUGGAAGAUUGAACGUGGAUAUUAUCCGAGCAAAACAGCUUCUUCAGACUGAUAUGAGCCAGGGAUCUGACCCAUUUGUGAAAAUCCAGUUGGUUCAUGGGUUGAAGUUAGCAAAGACCAAAAAGACAUCUUGCAUGAGAGCUACCAUUGAUCCUUUUUACAAUGAGUCCUUCAGCUUCAAAGUUCCUCAAGAAGAACUUGAGAAUGCCAGCUUGGUCUUUACAGUGUAUGGACACAACAUGAAAAGCAGCAAUGACUUUAUUGGCAGGAUAGUCAUUGGUCAGUAUUCAUCGGGCUCCCCAGAAUCCAACCACUGGCGACGUAUGCUGAAUUCGCACAGGACGGCAGUGGAGCAGUGGCAUAGCCUGAGGUCCCGUGCAGAAUGUGACAGAGUAUCACCAGCCUCACUGGAGGUGACGUGAGAUCCGAGGGAAGCGGCGUCACGCAACGCUUAGUCGCAAGGAACCAUGGGAUCGGGAGCCGUUAUUCCUCUGCUUCUGAUUGAACGGCGGCAUUUAGCCUAUGUGCCUCAGUACAUAUUCAUGAUGCAAAUCAUGUGUUAAAUGUUGGUCUAAUCAGCUUGUUCUGACCGCGUCUUGCGAUUUGCUGAUCAUUCUUAUAACUUUCAAGGCCUUGCACACCCAUCACAAUCUCUAAUCCAUCCAUCGCGAGAAUCAAAAGACGUAGAGAGCUGUGUAUAAAAGUCCCAAAAUCUGGACUAUUAGUGUUAAGACGAGCCUGUGGGGCGCUGUCAUUCAUCCAACCUAUUGUACUCCAUUUAAAGGGAGAUAUUGGUAUAUGUAGUCUAAUUUGUGAAUGUGGUAAAAAAAAAAAUCAUGAAAAAAAAUAAUAUUGAAAAUACGUGGCACCUUUCCAAAAUGCAGUUUCCUCCUUAUACGUUAAAUUCUAUAUCUGUUGACGUAUGUGCGUGAGUAUGUUUGUGCGCUGACACAUAUCUAUAUUUAUAUACUUGUUUAUACAGUAAAAAUACAAAUCCGUAUUUAUAGAUAUUGAUUGGAAGAUAUCUUAAUAUAUCAAGAUACAUAUAUAUAUAAUGUUAAAAUAAAGCUAUAUAUUACAAUAAAGCAUAUGUCAUUCAAUCGCCCAGGAUACUGUAAUGCAGAGAGAACAUGUGGCCAGUGCAGAAUAAUGAUCUUUCCCCUUCAGAUGCACAAUUACCCUUCUCUUACUGCGCCGUUAUACUAUAGAAGACCUGUCGUCUCUCAUGAUAUGUCUGCUUUGUUACAUAAUUGCAUUCCCCAUUAAAUAUCAAUUCUGGAGGCUUUUUUCCCUGUUCCUCUGUUAUUCCACAGAAAUUUAUCAAUAAAUUGUGUUCCUUCACAGUCAGCACUGAUUGGACAGUGUCACAGAGUAUAGAAAUACCCCCCCCCCCCCCCCAACACCCGGCUGUCAAUGUAGCCAUGAAGUUCUAGCAAAAAAUCACUGAAAUAAAUAAAUAAAUAAAAAUACAAAUAAACAAUGAUAAAUAAAUGCAAAUGAAUAAUUAAAUAAAUAAUAAUAAUAAAUAAAUAAAUAAAUAAAUAAUGCAAAUC
This is a messenger RNA of Bufo bufo (common toad), 2870 nucleotides long. RefSeq names its product synaptotagmin 17 (gene SYT17). Gene Ontology annotation, biological process: cellular response to calcium ion; regulation of calcium ion-dependent exocytosis; regulation of dopamine secretion. Gene Ontology annotation, molecular function: calcium ion binding; calcium-dependent phospholipid binding; clathrin binding. The record is from RefSeq and is a predicted model, not a curated record. The transcript is spliced from 8 exons. Bases 318 to 1739 code for a protein of 473 amino acids. Lineage: Eukaryota; Metazoa; Chordata; Amphibia; Anura; Bufonidae. Gene Ontology annotation, cellular component: membrane.